This is a messenger RNA of Cyclocybe aegerita, 3240 nucleotides long. Lineage: Eukaryota; Fungi; Basidiomycota; Agaricomycetes; Agaricales; Hemipholiotaceae. The record is from the annotation of a GenBank genome assembly.
AUGCCCACUUCCCGGACCACCAAUUCUGACCGCAGCAGCUGCGUUGCUUUUGCCUCUUCUGAAGUGUUCCGCAUCGCUUCCUUGUUCCGUGAUUCAUCUUCUUCAUCUUCCAUCCUUCCACACCCACCUGCCUUCACUUCAGCUCCCUUGUGUUUCUCUGUCGCCUCGCUUACGUCUGGUUCGUUUCCCGCAUCCUUCCUGGCAUCCACACUGCUCUCUAGACCUGCGGCACCAACGGCGAUGACCAAUUGCCCUAACGUCCUCGCCCACGGGUCCUGCGCUGACAGCACCUGCCGGUAUGCGCACAACAUAGUGGUUUGUGAGCCCUGCGAGCAAGUUUUCGCCACCGAAGAUGGCCUUCGCCUCCAUAUGAAAAGUCAAAGGCACAAGAAAAGACUUGGCGGUUAUGCGACAGUCUCGUCCUGCUCAUUGUGCAACAUCAACGUCUACCAGGGAGAGAACGGAUGGGCUACUCAUGUCGCAUCUCCAAAACAUGUUAAAGUUGCAACCAACCUCGGCGUUGCACCAGAUGUCGCACGGCAGCCUGGGAUCACGCUUGCCAACGAGAUCCACUGCGAUAUCUGCCAGGUCAUCGUUCAACCCGCUCAUCAAUGGGGUGCGCAUAUCAAGACAAGGAAUCAUGUCAGGAGAGAAUCGUUCGCGAAAUACAAGACUGCAGUUGACGAUGCGGAGAAGGACAAGAACGGGGUUGGUAUUGAGGGUUCUCUUGACUUUGGUUUCGUUGAGCCCGCAGUCGCCCGUGAUGGGAUGAAGUUGACGACCACGAUUACGACUUCGCAGCCUUUUUCGAGCUCUGUCCUGGUUGAGGUUAAACUUGCGUCGUCCCAAGGCACACCUCGCACAGCAUCUCCGUUCUCCUCAAGCUUCCCUAUUCAGCAAUCUGACCGCAAGGUGACCUCGAGAAAAUCGAUAGCCGUCAUUUUUACCCUCAGCCAAGGACACAUAGGCCGCUAUGUAGACCGUGCCGAGUUCAUCUUCCAAGAUACGCAACUCAGGAAGCAAUUCACCAUCACUCGAACUUUAAAAGCCGUCGUUGGCAAUCAGGCAGAACACGAAGCCCUCAUGCCGCGUACUCCAUAUACUCCCCGGAGAAGGACGACUCAGAAGCCGAUGCUCGAGCUAGUGGAAGGCAUUAAACCUCCUGCUCUACACGCCAUCCCCUAUAUCGGUCGUCUCCCAGUGGCCAAUAUCCCAUCCCAGCUUCAGGGCAUCCUAUCAGGCUCACAAUCCACAACAAAGCUCGUUGACCAGAUACGCCGGGUAUUCAUGCCAAACGUCCUCGACUCAGAUACGUACGGCAGGCAUCAUAAAACCUUGUUAUGGAUCGAAGAAUUUAAGAUGGAACAGGAUCUCGAAAGAUACGACAUUCUUGACGCGACCCUUGCGCGACACAACAAUUAUUACUACUUGACUGUUCCAGGCCUGGCGGAGAAACGACCUAGCGUGCUUGUUGGGGACCGUAUAUUCGUACAAGAACAAGGAGCAACAGAUGGACGAUGGUUUGAAGGACACGUCCAUGUCCUUCGUCAGGCCGAAGUCGGCCUUCGCUUCCACGGAAGUUUCGGAAGAUAUUCAGAAGGUCGUCAUUUCCAUGUGAGGUUUAAGUUGAACAGGAUUCCUGUUCGCCGCCAACACCAAGCCAUGGACACCGCCUUCACCGAAGAACGUGUUUUGUUCCCAUUAAACGGACAUUUCAGCUCGGCUCAUGUUCCGAACCCGUGCGAUGCGUCUCUUAAUCUGUAUAACAAACUCAUCGGGGGAAAUCCACCUCAGCUUCAAGCUGUGGUCUCGAUUGUUUCCUCCCCACGAGGAUCUCCUCCCUUCGUAGUCUUCGGGCCCCCUGGUACUGGCAAAACUAUCACAAUCGUAGAAGCCAUCAAGCAGCUGUUGCACAAGAAUCCGACCACGCGAAUUCUCGCAUGCGCACCCAGUAAUUCGGCAGCGGACUUAAUCGCCUCUCGCCUGAGAGGUACCCUCGGUGUCGAUGAACUAUUCAGGUUCUACGCACCGUCUCGUUUCAAGAACCAAGUCCCUGACGAGCUCCAGCCCUACACAUACACUCAGGGUGACGGCCAUUUUUCUGUCCCAAUUAUGCCUCGCAUGCGUCGCUUCCGAGUUAUCGUGUCAACCUGCGUUUCAGCCUCUUUCGCUGCUGGAAUUGGCAUGCCACGAGGUCAUUUCAGUCAUAUCUUCAUCGACGAAGCGGGCCAGGCCACCGAACCAGAGGCUUUUGUGUCGAUCAAGAUGAUGGCUGACCCGCAGACGAACAUCGUCCUGUCCGGUGAUCCCAAACAGCUAGGACCUAUCAUUCGUUCUGGCGUUGCUCGAGCAUUGGGAUUGGAGACGAGCUAUCUCGAGCGUCUUAUGAACAGGGAUGCUUACAGUGUGCCAAUCGGUCAUGGAAAAAGCGUUGUCAAAUUAACCAAAAAUUUCCGUUCGCACAAUGCAAUUUUGCGAUUCCCUAACGAGAAAUUCUACGAGAACGACCUACAACCCUGCGCCAAUCCCUCCGUCAUUGAUUGCUAUCUCAACUCGCCCUACCUCCCGAGCAAGAAGUUCCCUGUCGUUUUCCAUGCUGUUCCUGGAAAGGAUGAUCGCGAGGCUUCUUCGCCGUCCUUUUUCAACAUCGACGAGGUACUUCAAGUCAAGGACUAUGUUCAAAGGCUCAAAGAAGAUCGGCGCUUCAGGACAGCUGACUCGGACAUUGGUAUUGUCGCGCCAUACCAUGCCCAAUGUCUGAAGCUCCGAACAUCUCUUCGCAGCGUUGCUGAUGGUAUCAAGGUUGGCUCCGUUGAAGAAUUUCAAGGGCAGGAGCGAAAAGUCAUCAUCAUCUCAACAGUCCGGAGCAGCAAAGAGUUUGUCGAAUACGAUCUUCGCCAUACGCUUGGCUUCGUGGCUAAUCCUCGCCGCUUCAACGUCGCCGUAACGCGUGCCCAAGCCCUACUCAUCGUUGUUGGAGAUCCCAACGUCCUUGGCCUUGACCCACUCUGGCGGUCGUUCCUCAACUACAUUUAUUCGAACGGCGGCUGGACCGGUCCGGAUAUCCCUUGGGAUCCAACUUUGCCAGUCGAAGAGGCGGGCGACUAUGACAAGGCCGUCCGUGAAGCUGCUCAGCUUGACAUGAAUGAGUUCGCUCGUCGCAUGGAGAGUUUGACCAUGGCCGAAGUAGAGGAUGAACUAGAUGCAAACGUCGACCGGCCGUGGCGUGAUGUUGAGUAG